This is a messenger RNA of Drosophila santomea, 1981 nucleotides long. Its product is annotated as protein anon-37Cs. The coding region runs from base 307 to 1821 and encodes 504 amino acids. Gene Ontology annotation, molecular function: polyamine oxidase activity. The transcript has 3 exons. NCBI's taxonomy places the organism in Eukaryota, Metazoa, Arthropoda, Insecta, Diptera, Drosophilidae. The record is from RefSeq and is a predicted model, not a curated record.
GGACCACCUGAUAUCGAUUGGAUAACAAAAUAUAAACAAAACAAAAAAUAUAUGUUUCACUUAAUACAAUAUUUUGAUUACCUCUGAGGAACUGUAGGAGCUACUUUUCGUGUAUUUAGAAUCAGCGGAAUCUUGUGGUCACCUUGAUACUAUGAUUCUGCUUUUUAUUAACAACUCGGACGUGUGGGAUUUUAAAGGCCUGUCCGCCUCUGAGCCUGAGCCUGUCAACAAAUAUUAAAACUCAGACAAAAUUCUAAAAAUUACUUGAAUUACUUUCGGAAUUCCAGGAAACCAGUCCCGCUUGCCAUGCAAUGUUUUAAACUGGCCAGCAGGCGCAGCUUAUACAAUGCACGGGUGCUGCAGGCGGACAACAUCGGCGACCAGCAACGCAGUCCGGAUGUGGAGGCGGCACGCCAAAAUGCACAGAUAGUGGUCGUCGGUGCAGGACUCGCAGGUCUCUCGGCUGCCCAGCACCUCUUGUCGCACGGGUUCCGACGCACCGUGAUCCUGGAGGCUACGGAUCGUUAUGGCGGCAGGAUUAAUACGCAGCGCUUUGGUGACACCUUCUGUGAACUGGGCGCCAAGUGGGUAAAGAUCGAUGGAUCGCAGGACUCGAUGUACGAACUGCUACGCAACACGGAAGGCUUGGGCAGGCAGAUAAAACAGCCGGAUCGGGCCACCUAUCUCCAGGAUGGAAGCCACAUUAAUCCAGCCAUGGUCGAGCUUAUCGACACCCUAUUCCGUCAGCUUUGCCGAGACUUUAAGGUAUCCGAUCGAGUGAAAACGGGUGGUGACCUGCACUCCCUGGACAAUGUAAUGAACUACUUUAGAACAGAAAGCGAUCGCAUCAUUGGCGCCUCCUUCCAGCAGCCAAAGGAUCAGCUGGCGGCCCGCGAGAUCUUCCAAUCGCUGUUCAAGGAGUUCGGCAGCAUUCUGGGAUGCUGCCUGGAGUACGUCAACAUCGAGCACAUAACCAAAUGCCCAGUGCAGCAGGAGCAGCGUCCGCUAUAUGUACCCACUGGCCUAGAUAAUGUAGUGGAUGAUCUCAUUCAGAAAAUGGACAAAGCGCAGCUGCAGACCGGGAAGCCUGUAGGCCAGAUUCAGUGGACACCAGCGCCGAUGAAAAGUGUGGGUUGCCUGGAUGGCAGCCUUUACAACGCAGAUCACAUAAUAUGUACCCUGCCGCUGGGCGUGCUCAAAAGCUUUGCGGGCGUUCUGUUUCGACCCUCGCUGCCGCUGGACAAGAUGAUGGCUAUACGCAACCUCGGCUUUGGCAAUCCCCUGAAGAUAUAUCUCUCCUACAAGAAGCCCAUUGGGCGCUGGCUAAAGGGAAGCCUGCGGCCGCUGGGAACUCUCCUAAAUCACUCAGUGGAGCAGCAAACCGAACGCAACUGGACGCAACAGGUCGUGCAGAUCAGCCAGGUGCCCAGCAGUCAGCAUGUGCUGGAGGUGCAUGUGGGUGGCGGCUACUACGAGGAGAUCGAGAAGCUGCCCGACGAAGAGUUGUUAGAGCAGAUAACCGGCCUGCUGAGGCGCUGCGUAUGCAAUCACCUGGUGCCGUACCCACAGGAACUGCUGCGCUCCAACUGGAGCACCUCAGCGUGCUACCUUGGCGGACGUCCCUACUUCUCCACCAGCAGCAGUGCCCGAGAUGUCCAGCGACUGGCCGCUCCGCUGGGCGAGAAGUCGCCGGGCCUUCUCUUUGCUGGGGAUGCAACCUCGCUCAAAGGUUUUGGAACUAUUGAUGCCGCCAGGUCCAGUGGCAUCCGAGAAGCCCAACGCAUUAUUGACUUCUACUUUAGAAGCCUGCACAGCGGUUAACUGCAAUAGGAAUUCCGAACUGGCUACUAAAUUGUAAAGUAUAUCCCACGGAAGCUCACUAGUCAAAAUUUAUGGUUAAAAUUUGUUUGUAUUGUUAAGCAGAAUACAUUUGUUUUAAUUAGGCGUAUAACAUUAACAAUAAACUCAAUAACAACAUCAA